Messenger RNA from Rubroshorea leprosula, 919 nucleotides. The record is from the annotation of a GenBank genome assembly. NCBI's taxonomy places the organism in Eukaryota, Viridiplantae, Streptophyta, Magnoliopsida, Malvales, Dipterocarpaceae.
CAAGAGAAUUAGAGAACUUUCUCCUCCGCCGCAGCAGCAAAUUAAGAGAGUUCUCUCAGAACCCUUUUAUUUUCUUCCCUUUCUCCGGUAAGCUCUUUUUGUAUGGUUUUCUUUGCUUUUGUUCUCAUCACCAUAAUCACCUUCACUAGAUUUGCAUUUUCUUCUCUAGAUUACAGCCACCGCGCGAAAAUGGCAGCUCCCAACAAGCAGCUUGUCCUGACGGUCAUCAGGUUUUUAAAAGACCACAACUUGCAUGCUACAGCACACAUGCUGGAGCAGGAAUCUGGUUGUCACUUUGAUAUAAAGUAUUUUGAGACACUGGCAAUGGAGGGGAAAUACGAGGAAGCUGAAAAAUACCUCUCGGGGUUUACUACCAUGGACGAUAACUGGCAUUCAAUGUGGGUUUUUUUUGAACUCAGGAAACAGAAGUACCUCGAAGCUCUGGAGAAGAAGGACCUUCUCAAAGCUUUGGAUAUCCUUUUGAAGGAAUUGCAAGACUUUAACAGACAGAGCGAGACGAUCUUCAAGGAAGCCAUGGCACUUCUGACCCUAGAAAAUUUUAGGGAGCAUCCUUCGCUUGCUGGAUAUGGAGAUAUGCAGCUUGAAAGGCUGCACAUGGUACACUCCAUCAAGAAAAGUUUGCUUUGGAAUCCAAAGCUGCAAGGCAAACUGCAUCUUCCGGGCACCAACAACUUUCACGUUGAGGAUAUGGUCGUGAACGGAGAGGCAGGAGCGGCUCCGCUGGGUGGCAGGCAUGGAAAUGAACCGGGGAGAAGGGACUGACUGAAUUCAUCACAUCUUCAUUGUGCCAAGGGAGAAAUUUAUGUUUCAGCAUCGUAGCCAGUGUGGAGAAAUUACUGUUUACUCAGCCUUGGAAUUUUGCUUUUGUGAAUGUUAUGAAUAAAUUGUGUUUGUUAUC